This is a messenger RNA of Ilyonectria robusta, 642 nucleotides long. RefSeq names its product putative MYND domain protein. Gene Ontology annotation, biological process: regulation of transcription by RNA polymerase II. Gene Ontology annotation, molecular function: DNA-binding transcription factor activity, RNA polymerase II-specific. Bases 1 to 642 code for a protein of 213 amino acids. Lineage: Eukaryota; Fungi; Ascomycota; Sordariomycetes; Hypocreales; Nectriaceae. Gene Ontology annotation, cellular component: nucleus. The record is from RefSeq and is a predicted model, not a curated record. The transcript has a single exon.
AUGGCCUCUGCAUGCACCAGCUGCAAAAAGUCGCCGCCGGAGGUCCACCUCAAGCGGUGCGCAAAAUGCUCCACGACCCGGUACUGCUCUAGGGACUGCCAAAAGGCAGACUGGAAGGCCCACAAGAAGAUUUGUGGCAGACAAGCCGACGCCACGACAUCGUUUUCAGAUGGGCCUGCAACCGCAAAUUUAUCGCCUCCGAAGGGGUUGGAACAAGGUGUCGCCUGCCCCUUCACUCGCCUUGAUAAUGGCACUUGGCUCCAUGACCGAUCGGAGAAGGAUGUCUAUGGGCUGCUCAUUGACGCUUACCGCUUACGCGUGGAGGACAUGUACAACAUGGAAGGCGAGGCGGACACAGACAGCAUCUAUGGCGGCGCUGCCGACGGGUUGCGUGGCUUCCAGCACUUUCUGGAGCGCGUCGUGGCUUGUCCUGGUCUGCUGCCACCGUGGUGGGAUGCCAAGAAGAAGAGGGAUUGCGAGCUACUUGGUAUGACUCCGUCGCAGUGGUACGACCUGCGAAGCGCUGUGCAUAAGAGCGACAUCAUUGAGAACUACGGCGACUCUCAAUUCCCGAUGCAGUUCGCAUGUUUGCCGAGGCAGUGUACGGUCAAGCUCCGGGGGGGACAAAUGGGACGGCAAUGA